Molecule: messenger RNA, 785 nt
Organism: Daphnia pulicaria
Lineage: Eukaryota; Metazoa; Arthropoda; Branchiopoda; Diplostraca; Daphniidae
Exons: 3
Coding region: 201-785 (194 amino acids)
Biological process (GO): mitotic G2 DNA damage checkpoint signaling; DNA replication; mitotic DNA replication checkpoint signaling
Cellular component (GO): nucleus
Molecular function (GO): chromatin binding
Source: RefSeq, a predicted model, not a curated record
CUAAAGAGUUGGCAAAAUGCUUUCAAGAGUUUCAACUAAGUCUGAAUUUCAUUGAUUUGUCAAAUGAUAAAAAGACAAUAUUUAGAAAAAUUGCUGGUAAUCUACGUGGGGCAGUAAUUAAUGCCUUGUCAUUUACCUCACCCUUUAGUUUUAGUCAAAUUUUGCAAGCUUCAUGCUUGGCAGAAGGCUACUCUAAAGAAAUGUCUUCUUCUUUCCAGUCUCUUUCACUUGGUUCCAAAACAGUUACCUUAGUACUCAAUGAACAAGAGAUUGAGUUUCAGUUGCAGUGCUGGAACCCUAGUUGCAUCAAAUCUAGUAUUUGUUCGGAAGACGAAAAUGUUAACACAUCUGUAAUCAAUUGCAAGACUGCACAGAAAACUUCAGUCCCAAUCUUAAACUGGUUGAGGUAUGAAUCACUACAUCUACUCUCCAGCAGGAGUGCGUUGAUACCGAAGCUUUUUUCACAGAAAAUAUCAUGGAUUGGUCAGUUGAACGACAGAUUUGGCUACGUUUCCCCACUAACUUCCCGUACAGCUUUUAUGCUAUUCCCAUCCGCCGAUUGCAUUUCCUUUCAAUCCUGGGCCACUAUUCUCUUUGGUUCAAUGAACCAAGAAAGCUCCACGGUAACAAGGACUCGGAAUUUUGUUGAAAGAAUUGUUGAAGAUCAGGGCAGAAGUUCGACAUUUACGGAAGAUCUUUCACCCUCAAUUCCUAACCAGUGCCUCAACUGGUAUCCACUCAGUCACCUCAAAGGAAAUUAUGUUGAAAAGACAGGGGUUCAAUGA